AUGGGCUUUCUACAGGUUCUACCAGGAGGUAUCUGUGAGCUUUUAAAUCCUGAAGUCUAUCCUGAGGAUAGUGGUCUGUAUAAAUGCACAGCAACAAACCCUCAUGGCAAAGCAGAAACAGCUGCUUACAUCAACAUUGAAGGUGUUACAUACCAAAAAGACCGUGAAGAGGCCUCCGCAAGUGAGACAAUAUCAGGUGCAGUUGACGAAUCCACAGUGGUAGCGAUGCCACCGAAAUUUGUUGAACAGCUGACUGCAGAAACAGAUGGAGCAUAUGAAAUUAAUUACUUCAGACUGCUUUGUAGAAUCCGCAGCACUAUCCAAACUACUGUAACAUGGUGGAAGGACGAUGUAGAGAUCAAGCCAAGCAACAAAUACGAGUUUCAUAGAUUCUCUGAUGGAGCUUUGAUCCUCACAGUUCACGAACCUUCACCAGCUGAUAAUGGUAUUUACACAUGCAAGGCUGACUCGGAGUACGGUGUGAGCAGCAGCAGUUGCGAGGUCACCAUUCCGCCUAGAACUACAGUAACAACCGAAACGAUAAUCGAGUCAUCAACGGAGGCAACAAGCAUUGUUGAGUCCCCGUCACCCGUUCAAGCAGAAACAACCAAAGAGGAUUUUGUUGCAACCACGGAAAUCACGAAGCAUGAAGGUCAGAUAUUGAGAAAGCUUAUCUGAAA
Molecule: messenger RNA, 680 nt
Organism: Strongylus vulgaris
Lineage: Eukaryota; Metazoa; Nematoda; Chromadorea; Rhabditida; Strongylidae
Source: the annotation of a GenBank genome assembly